AUGAAACUAAAUGAACUGAUUAAAAAAAAGUUAUCCACUAUUGGCUUACAUGAUGAGACGUUUGACGAGUACAUUGUAGGAAUUAUCACUGAUGAUUCACUAGAAGAAUCGGAAAAGAGAGAAGCCAUUUCCGAAUUUAUAUUGGGUGCAACAGACACACCAUCAAAAUCAAUAAUAGAUGAUAUAUUCGAAGCAUGGGCCGAAUUUAAAGUGGAGGAACAAGAAAUUAAAGAAAAACGAGAAGAAAAAGAGGCAAAGGAGUGUGACGCUAUACAACAAAAAUCGGAUGCUUUAAUAUCUACCGAAUCUCCUACGAUGUUGCCUCGUAAUACAAAAAAACGGCUUACAAAAGAAGAGCGCAAAAGACGCGAAAAGUUGCUUGAAAGAUAUAGUUACGAUUUAGAUGAGGUUAUAGAAAAUGAAAAUGGAGAAGCAGAAAUCCAAUAUAAAGACAGAAAUGAAACUAAGGAAAUUAAUGAAGUUUUGUUAAAAACCAAUCGCAAUGCAGAACAAGUAAAACAAAGAGAACAAUUGCAAAGAGAGCAAAUGAAAAAGCAACAUGAGGAAGAAAAAGAAAAGAAUCGUAAACUUUUGGAAAAACAACAGCGAGAUAAGGAAAAAGCAAAACGGAAGACGAUGAAAAGAGAAAAAAGAAGUUGGUAG
This is a messenger RNA of Rhizophagus irregularis DAOM 181602=DAOM 197198, 663 nucleotides long. RefSeq lists its product as uncharacterized. NCBI's taxonomy places the organism in Eukaryota, Fungi, Glomeromycota, Glomeromycetes, Glomerales, Glomeraceae. The record is from RefSeq and is a predicted model, not a curated record.